Messenger RNA from Balaenoptera musculus (blue whale), 2500 nucleotides. It is a transcript of the gene FAM161B, whose product is annotated as FAM161 centrosomal protein B. NCBI's taxonomy places the organism in Eukaryota, Metazoa, Chordata, Mammalia, Artiodactyla, Balaenopteridae. The record is from RefSeq and is a predicted model, not a curated record. Gene Ontology annotation, cellular component: cilium. Gene Ontology annotation, biological process: cilium organization.
CGCUUAGCUUGCACCUCCACGGCCGCUGUCAUUCCCGCUGUCUCGGCCGCUUCUGCCUCUUCCCCGCUGAGACGAUGACCGUGGGCAGGUCUGCAGGAGCCUCCGGCGGCGCUCAGUGGAGCCGUCAGAUAUUUCCCCCCAAAUCCUCCUCAGACACAGAGGCAGAAGAGGAGCUGUGUGGGGAUGGGCUGGUUUUGCCCAGGGCUGGCAAACUCAGUGAGUUCAUCAGCCCAGAGGAGGAGACAGAUGCUACUUCUGACUCAACUGCGAGUUUUUACGAGACCCUGCAGGCACUAAGGCAGAAAGGCAGGUGGUGCCUGUUGGAAUCCCUUUAUCUGUCUGACCCAGACAGUGAUGAAAGCCUCUCUGAAGAUGAUGAGGACCUGGAGAGUUUCUUCCAAGACAAAGGCAGGGGAAAGCUGCAGGUUCAGUCCCCCCCGUCUCCGAGGUGUGGCUCCAUGAGGCGCUGCAGCUCCUUGAGCAACCUGCCCUCCGAUCUUCCCAAGGCUCAGCCUCAGCCACCCUCCAGCUCCAGGCCUCUCUCCCAGCACAGAAGCAUCAGCUCCUGGGCAUCAUCCAUCACCGUCCCUCAGCCGUUCCGCAUGACGCUGCGCGAGGCCAGGAAGAAGGCCCAGUGGCUGGCUUCGCCUGCCUCCUUUGAGCAUGAGAGGCAGCAGGCCCAGAAGCAGGGCCAGGAGGAGGCCGAGUGCCACCGGCAGUUCCGGGCACAGCCUGUGCCUGCGCACGUCUACCUGCCCCUCUACCAGGAGAUCAUGGAGCGCAACGAGGCACGCAGGCAGGCAGGGAUCCAGAAGAGGAAGGAGCUGCUCCUCUCUUCCUUGAAGCCCUUCAGCUUCCUGGGGAAGGACGAGCAGCGAAAGAAAGCCAUUCAACAGAGGGACCUGGUCGCCACAGCUAAGGCCAAAGUCCCCAAGCAGAAGGCCACCAGGAGGAUCCCCAAGUCCAUUCUGGAGCCAGCCCUCGGGGACAAACUCCAGGAAGCUGAGCUCUUGAGGAAAAUUCGCAUCCAGAUGAGAGCCCUGGACAUGCUCCAGAUGGCCUCCUCCCCCAUCGCUUCCUCCAGUGGCCGGGCUGACUCACAGCCUCGAAUAGCCACCCGGACCCGGGAGGAGAAGCUUGGGUUUCUGCACACUGACUUUGGAUUCCAGCCUCAGGUGAAUCCUGCCGUCCCUGACUAUGAAGAACUUUACAAGGCCUUCCAGAAAAGAGCUGCCAAGAGAAGAGACACCCAGGAGGUGACUCGCAACAAGCCCUUCUUGCUGAGAACCGCCAGUCUGCGUCGUACUCCUCGGCCCUGUGAUGCUGCCGCCUCUGAAGGGAGGAGGGAAUCUCCACAGCCACCCGGCACACCCCUACCAAGGAGUCGUUCUCUGAGUGGCCUUGCUUCCCUCUCUGCCAACACCCUCCCCGUGCACAUCACAGACGCCACCAGGAAGAGGGAAUCUGCAGUCAGACGUUCACUUGAGAAAAAGGACAAAGCAGAUCAAAGUACUCAGUGGUCGGAGAUGCACAAAAAGAAGUGUCAGGCGAUAUCUAAAUCUGUGACCUUGCGUGCGAAAGCCAUGGAUCCCCAUAAAAGCCUGGAGGAGGUGUUCAAAGCAAAGCUGAAAGAGAAUCGGAACAAUGACCGUAAAAGAGCAAAAGAGUAUAAGAAAGAAUUGGAGGAAAUGAAGAAGAGAAUACAAAUAAGGCCCUAUCUCUUCGAACAAGUUACCAAGGACCUUGCCAGGAAGGAAGCAGAACAACGGUAUCGAGACACCCUGAGGCACGCUGGGCUGGAUGAAGACUUUGUGAGGAACAAGGGUCAGGGCAACCGGGCUUUACAAUGGAAGGAGCAAUCAGAAGUCCGUGAUUGUCCCAGCACUCAUGAAACUUGUAAACUCGGCAUCAGGAAUCCACGGCAGGAUUUAGAAGAAUCUCUAGAACAGCCUACAAGCCCCAAGAAAGAACUAGAGGAGCUGUCUUAUGAAUUACCAGAUAAUCUCAAAUCAUUUGGUUAAUCAGUAUACUUAAAACUACUGCUUUCGAAUAAUAUCAAGCAGCUACCUUGGGGUUGAGUCAAGGCAGGCAAAACUUGGGUUUUGAGUCAUGGUUACUUUUGGAGAAUGGGGGAAAGAAAAGUAGAUAACAGAGAAUGGUCCAAGUAAAUCAAAGUGGAGAAGUUCAGGGUAGAGGGAUCAGAGCUAAUUAAGGGUUCUUGCUUUGUGCCUCACACUUAAGCAUACAGGUACAGAAAAAAGGGCAUAAGCCCAAAUGCCUACAGAGGCUAGUCAGGAAACAAAUGGGUCAAAUGGGCUGGCUGUCAGAUUAGCAGGAGAUAGUAGAGACUAGAGAAUAUCAACCCUGAUGGAAUACAGGCCCAGAAUUGCCAGAUCAACCACAUUUUCAACAGAAACCAGAAAUGUGCAUGUCGGCAACUAAUUUAAAACUUACUGGAAAUUCCCUGGCCGUCCAGUGGUUAGGACUCCAUGCUUUCACU